This is a messenger RNA of Odobenus rosmarus divergens (Pacific walrus), 663 nucleotides long. It is a transcript of the gene DEMA1, whose product is annotated as chromosome unknown open reading frame, human C2orf74. Bases 1 to 663 code for a protein of 220 amino acids. The record is from RefSeq and is a predicted model, not a curated record. NCBI's taxonomy places the organism in Eukaryota, Metazoa, Chordata, Mammalia, Carnivora, Odobenidae. The transcript is spliced from 5 exons.
AUGACAAAGAAUGUGAAAGCCCCUGCCACUCGCCCGCUGGCGUGCGGCUGGAGCUGGACGGGGCAUGGGUUUGGGAUGCAGUGGACGAUUCUUCUAGCUAACCCUAUGAGCUUUGAAACCACAGCAAUCACUUUCUUCAUCCUUCUUCUAAUUUGCUUCAUUUGCAUCCUCCUUUUAUUGGUGGUUUUUUUAUAUAAAUGUUUCCAAAGCAAGAAAGAUGAAGAGACAGAAAAAAGUCCUUGUACAGAGGCUAAUGGAGGUGAAGAUUGUUUAGCUGCUAAUGCGGAGACAAACAAUUCAGCAGACCAAGAAAAGACUAUCCUAACACCAAUCACGGACUUAAAUGCACCCAUGAGGCCUGGCAUUCUUGUCCAGAGACGGAGUAAAGAAGACACACCCUUAGAAAACAAAGAGAACAUAGAAGAGGAGGAGGACAAAACAAAAGAGAAGCAAGAGCCUAAAAAUGCUGGAGGAAAUGAAGAGGAGCUCGAUGAAGAUUUGCAAAAACCACCCACACCUCUCACUAGAACUCCUUCGGGUGUUGAAAACCACAAAAGACCUUUAAAAGGAGUGACAUUUUCUAGGGAGGUAAUUGUUGUGGACCUUGGGAAGGAAUACCCGAUACCUCGAAGCUAUACUCGAGAACAUAAAGAGAGAAAAUGA